Messenger RNA from Dentiscutata erythropus, 1024 nucleotides. The record is from the annotation of a GenBank genome assembly. NCBI's taxonomy places the organism in Eukaryota, Fungi, Glomeromycota, Glomeromycetes, Diversisporales, Gigasporaceae.
AUGCUUUUGAAGCUCGCUUCAUUAGUAAACUGUACUCAACAACCGUUAACAUAUUCUCUUAAAUAUAAAUUACUCAAUAAUACUCAGAAAGCAUUUCUGUCAAAACGUGCUGGAUCUAUAAAACUAGACACUUAUUUAGAUCUCUUCCCUAACAUUCCAGUAUGGGCUGUGGUAGUUGGCAUAGGAAGAGAUUCUAAACAAGGCGUCUCCCUAAUAUAUGAUACUGAGAGUAAGGAUUCUUUUGUCAAGUCUUCCAAAUGUGUAUCAUGCCCCAGCUUUACCUAUGAUCCAACAAGAAGUUUGACAUACAACAAAACUAGAUCAACUUCUAAUAACUUGGGACGAUACCACAUUUACGAAUAUGGGACAGAUUUCAUUGAAAAUCUGACUAUGCCAUAUGAAUUUGGAUUGGUGGAUUCUAUUAAUAAUACAAUGGCAAUAGAUCAACAUGUUGCGGGAGUAUUCGGGCUUGGUUAUGAAAAAGAUGAUUGCAAUUCUGCAAACUGUAACUUUUAUUCAUACCUAAAGUCAAAGGAAACUAAACUUUAUCAUUCACAGCAAUGUGCUAAAAAUGUAUCUUCUUGUCAUGAAUGGCAAUUGAAUGGUGGCGUAAUUCCAUUUGGAGACAUCCAGCCUACAGUGAAAGACAUCAUGUGGUUACCAUUAAUAGAUCAAGGGGGUCUCUGGAAAAUAAAUAUUAAUGGUAUAACAUUGCUUAACACUGCAACUCAGAAAUCUAUUGAAAUGAUGAAUUUGUCUCAGCCUGCUGUUAUUAGUGUUACCAAUCCUCAAAUGGUUUUUAGUGUAGAAUUUGCAAAUGCUAUUACAAAUUCCGUAGGUGGUAAAUAUGAUCCAACAUAUGGGUAUAUUGGACCAUGUGGAUCUUUGGCUAUUAUACAGACCUACACAGGCGAAUUACCUCGUUUUCGAACAGCUCCUGCACUAGAUUCUGGUUAUUUGUAUACAAUACCUAUUCAAGAUGGCAGUUCAAAUUGUUAUGCAGGUUUUACUGACACAAAUGUAA